Messenger RNA from Pungitius pungitius (ninespine stickleback), 3825 nucleotides. RefSeq names its product GTPase IMAP family member 8-like. Gene Ontology annotation, molecular function: GTP binding. The transcript has 6 exons. NCBI's taxonomy places the organism in Eukaryota, Metazoa, Chordata, Actinopteri, Perciformes, Gasterosteidae. Bases 959 to 3460 code for a protein of 833 amino acids. The record is from RefSeq and is a predicted model, not a curated record.
UGCAUAUUUUGUUUAUAUUUUGUAUUAGCUUUAAGGCUUGUAGUGUUUUCACUUUCCCUUUACAAAAAUGUGAUGAAAUCCAGUGGCGGCUGGUAGAUUUUCUUUUGGUAGGGUCAGCCUGUCACGCCGUGGGUUUGCUUCCUGUUUUAUUUUGUAGUUUCCUGCCUCUUGUGUCCUUGGGUUAGCUUCACUUCCUGCCUUGUCCCUGAUUGUUUCUUCCUGUGUCCAAUCACCUGCAUCAUUUAAGCCCUGUGAGUCGUUUGUCCCGUCAUUGAAUGUCCUUCCUGAACAGCUUUCCUGUGUUUUGUUCCUGGUUCCCGUCUUCAGCAUUUUGAGUUAUUGUUGUAUUAAAGUCGUUUUUGAGUCCUGCCUACGUGUUGAGACACAGCCAUCGUUUCAGUGCACAUCCAGUACGAUUAAUGCAAAAAAAAAUCAAAAAGGAUAACAAAUCACAUAAUAAGGAUAGAUAGAUCAUGUGCAGAUAUCUUAAUUUCCAAUACUGGGUAUAUUUCAUGUUUCAAAAACACAAAUAGACACAUAUUUACUAUUUGUAAAAUGUGUUAUAAUGUAAUACAAAUAUAUAAAUAUAUAUAUAUUAUAUUGCCGCCACUAGAACUCUGAUCUGAUAAUCAGUGAACAAUCAGUGUUUUCAUUCUUCAGUCCCAACACAUCAUGCAGACAAAAGAAGCUUCACGUGUGUUAGAAUGCAGCAGAAAAACAGAAGGUUAUGAAAGCAUUCCAUCGUCUGCAGAUGGCUCAGAUUCCAUGCGGUCUGGGACGAGGGAGCGGUGGAACCGGUGGAACCGGUGGAACCGGUCCGGUUGGGCCGCUCUCUGGUCUCAGUCCUUCAGUCGCAGCCGAGGCCACCGGCAGCAAGAGACGCCUCGCUUCAUGUUUCCGUCCGACGGUUGAGGAGAAACGCUCGACCCUCUUCAGCCGGCUUUGAGAAGGAGACGCGAUGGAAAGCCCUCGUGAGGAGCCGGGGAGCACCACCCUGACGGAGGUCCGACUCGUCCUGAUCGGCGGCCGGUGGUCCGGCAAGAGCUUCUCCGGCAACACCAUCCUGAGGAGGGACCUGCUGGAGUGCGGCCGCACCCGGACGGCUCAGACCGAGGUGAGGCACGCGAGGGUGGAGGGCCGGCAGCUGGUGGUGGUGGACUGCCCCGGGUGGAGCGGCUACCUCGCCGAGAUCCCCGAGGUCGACAAGCAGCGGUUUAAACUCAACGCCUCCGCCUGCCCGCCGGGGCCGCACGCCUUCCUCCUGGUGGUGCCCCUGGACACGGCCUUCUCGGCGGGGAGCCGGCGGGCGGUGGAGGAGCACAUGAAGCUGCUGGGGGGCCGGGCCUGGAGACACACCCUGCUGCUCUUCACCUGCGGGGACUUCCUGGAGGGGGGGACCAUCGAGCGGCACAUCGAGAGCGAGGGAGACUCGCUCAGGUGGUUGACUGAAAUGUGCGGGAACAGGUACCACGUGUUCCACAACAAGGAGAAGGGGAACCUCCGUCAGGUGCAGGGGCUGCUGGAGAAGGUGGAGGAGAUGGCGCGGCGCGGCGGCUUCUACCGCCUAGACGAGGCGACGCUGAACGGCGUCAAGGAGAAGCAGCGGGAAGCGGGAGAGAGGGCGAAAGAGAGGAAGACGAGGGCCGAAGAGCAGAGGAGACAAAGGAGGGAACUCAUUCCAGAAGGAAUCAAACCCUUCCCAGAACUCCGCGUGGUUCUGCUGGGGAGCCGCGGCGUCGGGAAAACCUCGCUGGGAAACACGAUCUUUGGGUCCAAGGAGCGAGGAGACGGGCGGGGGACGACCUGCUCGCCGGCCCGCCGGGGCUUGGCGGGCGGGCCGCCGCUCACCGUGGUGGACACGCCGGGCUGGUGGAAAAGCUUCCACGUGUCCGACACCCCCGAAGCCACCAAGGAGCAGCUGAGGCUCAGCCCCUUCCUCUGCCCCCCCGGGCCUCACGCCUUCCUGCUGGCCAUUGACGCAGACGCCUCGUUCGGCGCCAAGCACCUGGACGCCGCCGCGUCCCACUUGGAGCUCCUCGGGGAGGGCGUGUGGAGGCGGACCGUGGUGGUCUUCACCCGUGGAGACUGGCUGGGAGAUCGCGGCGUGGAGGUGCACAUCGAAGGGGAGGGGGAGGCGCUGCGCUCCUUGGUGGAUCGGUGCGAAAACAGGUAUCACGUCAUGGACAACAAGAACGCGGACGACGGGAAGCAGGUCGCCGAGCUGCUGGAGAAGAUCACAGAGGCCGCGGCCGCUGACGGCGGGGGCCACUUCGUCCCAGACCAGGAGGAGCUUCUCAGGAUCGAGAGGAGAAGACUGAGCGUGGAAGAGGCAGCGGAACGAAGGCAGAGCCAAGUCGUGGCCAAAAGAAAAGCCCUCCGAGACGCCACCAGCGAGCUCCCGGAGAUCACCAUCGUGAUGCUCGGUCAGAAGACCUGCGGGAAGAGCGCCACGGGAAACCACCUCCUGAGCAAAGAGGUGUUCCCCACCUGCGAGACCGGGACCUGUCAGCUGGAGUGGGGGGGGGUCGCCGGCAGGUCUCUCACCGUCAUCGACACCCCGGGCUGGCCGAGCGAUCCCUCCGCCUGCACCGAAACGCGGGACAAAGAAAUAGUCCGAGGCCUCUCGCUAAGCCCCCAGGGGGUCCACGCCGUCCUGCUGGUGGUCGCCUUGGACCAGGGCUUCGGAGACGACCAGAGGGCCGCCCUGGAGGACCACGUGGGCCUCCUGGGCGCCGGCGUCUGGCGGCACGCCGUGGUCCUCUUCACCCACGGGGACAGCCUGGAGGGCCGACCCGUGGAGGAGCACAUCGCGCUGGAGAACGGGGCCCUGCGCUGGCUGGUCGACAGGUGCGAGAACCGCUACCACGUGGUUAACAACGCCAAUAGGGCGGAGUCGCCUCAGGCCGCAGAGCUCUUCCAGAAGAUCGAGGAAAUGGCGGUGGGCAACGGCGGGCAGCUCUUCCACCCCGAGGCGGGCGAAGUCCACCUGAGGAUGCAGGAGAAGUUUGCAAGCACGCGGCUGACGGAGGUGCUCAAGCAGCGGCUGGAGGCGGAGUUCAGGCGGAGGGAGCUGGAGCUGAUGGAGGGCUUCAAGGAGACGCUGCUCCGCCUGCAGGGAAGCGCGAGGAGCAGAUCAAAGUCGCUGACCAUGGAGAAGAAGAAAGUCGGAAAGGAGGAGGAAAGAAUCAAAAGGACACUCUGUCUGGAAAUUGAAAAGCUGGAUAUGGAAAUGAAAAUGAGGAAAUCCUCAGUUGACAUGCAGAGCAGCAUGGACAUCCUCUUCCCCGAAUUUUCCAGAGCAGAAGCAGCGACUCCCCUCCGACCCCUCCAGAAGGUCCUCGGGUGGCUGGCGAAGCUUCCGGUCGGCGGCGACAUGGAUAACCAGACGAGCCUGAACUUCUCCCAGACCUCCGGGUACAGAUCGCUGCUGGACUCUGACCUCAAAAACCUGGACGAAUAAGACGCAUCAAGGAUUUAAACACUGCAGAGUGUAAAUAAAUACUUUGAAACCUCUGAACAUUUAAUUUUGUUUGUUGGUCACAACGCGUGAGAACUUUAUCUUUCUUUCACCGUGAACCUGUUAAACAGAACCAGAUCCCUUGUUCUUUUUGAGGGAUUUAAAUAAAUAUGAAUCAAAUAAUAUUUUGUCCUUUGAUGAAACAGCUCUUAAUUUGACCAAUUCAACGUUUAAACUACUGAGUUUGAUUGAAAGGUAUCUAAAUUAAUAAUUUCAGUUGUGCCCCUGGGAAAGUAACCAUUUACAUACAUUGUGUUAAUGUGUUUCCUGUUUAUUCUGUUACAGUAAUAAAGGAUUUUUUUCUUCCA